Pristis pectinata (smalltooth sawfish) is the source of this 10726-nucleotide messenger RNA. RefSeq names its product CUB and sushi domain-containing protein 1-like. Lineage: Eukaryota; Metazoa; Chordata; Chondrichthyes; Rhinopristiformes; Pristidae. The record is from RefSeq and is a predicted model, not a curated record.
GUGUUAGAAAUCUCUCUCCUGCGCUGGUGUCCACCUCUCCGACCAGCCAUCGCUCCGAGGUAUGGUAUGUCAGCGAGCCGGGAGAAGACCUAGUUCCCCCGCUGUGGUCCACCCGCUGCCGCCGAGUGAAGCUGGAUCUGUACGUGUUGAGAUUGAACCUCUCAGCCCUUGCAUGGAGAUGACGGCCGGGACAACAGUGAGCUUUCUGCUGCUCUGUUAUGUCGGACUGACAACUGCAGCCGGCGAUCAGAACUGUGGUGGACUAGUGCAAAGCCCGAAUGGCACCAUAGAAAGCCCUGGAUUCCCUUAUGGUUACCCGAAUUAUGCAAACUGCACCUGGAUUAUCGUUACUGGGGAACGGAACCGGAUACAGCUUGUAUUCCAGAUCUUUGCCUUGGAAGAAGACUUUGAUCUCUUAUCCAUCUAUGACGGUCAACCACAGCAAGGCAAUUUGAAAAUGAGGGUGACCGGCUUUCAACUUCCAUCACCGAUCGUCAGCACAGGUUCAAUCCUCACCCUCUGGUUCACCACUGAUUUUGCAGUCAGCGCACAAGGAUUCAAGGCUGUUUACGAAGUGUUGCCAAGCCACACAUGUGGCAACCCAGGAGUAAUACCCAAAGGCGUUCUGCACGGCACCAGGUUCAACAUUGGGGAUAAAAUCCGUUACACCUGUGACACGGGCCACGUCCUCGAGGGUCACGCAGUAUUGACCUGUAUCGUCAGUCCUGGGAAUGGAGCGUCAUGGGACUUCCCACCACCUUUUUGCAGAGCUGAGGGAGCAUGUGGUGGGACGUUGCGAGGAACCAGUGGAGUGAUCUCAAGUCCACACUUCCCAUCAGAGUACAACAAUAAUGCUGACUGCACGUGGACCAUCCUGGCGGAACCUGGCGAUACCAUCGCACUCAUCUUCUCGGACUUCCAGCUGGAGGAUGGAUACGAUAUCCUGGAGAUUAGUGGGGCUGAAGCACUAACAAUAUGGUUGACUGGCUUCAAUCUGCCGUCUCCGGUCAUCAGCAACAAGAACUGGCUGCGGCUACAUUUCACCUCGGACAGCAACCAUCGGCGUAGAGGAUUUAACGCACAAUAUCAAGUGAAAAAGGCAAUUGAGCUGAAGUCUCGAGGAGUCAAGAUGCUUCCCAGCAAAGACAGCAACCACAAGAAUUCCGUCUUGAGUCAGGGAGGAGUUGCCCUAGAGUCUGGCAUGUGUCCCGAUCCAGGAGUUCCAGACAAUGGCAGAAGAACCGGCACUGACUUCAGGUUGGGAGCCAGUUUGCAGUUCUCGUGUGAUGAUGGCUACGUGCUGCAGGGGUCCAAAAGCAUUACUUGUCAGAAAGUGACAGACACGUUAGCUGCUUGGAAUGACCACAGACCAGUCUGCCGGGCAAGAACAUGUGGCUCCAAUCUCCGUGGUCCGAGUGGUGUCAUCACGUCCCCCAAUUACCCUGUCCAGUACGAGAAUAAUGCACACUGCAUCUGGGUUAUCAGUACCACGGACCCCGAUAAGAUCAUCAAGCUUAAGUUUGAAGAAUUUGACCUGGAAAGAGGUUAUGACACUUUGACAGUGGGAGAUGGAGGGAAAGUUGGAGACGCCAGGACAGUGUUGUACGCACUUACAGGCUCGAGUGUCCCUGACUUGAUUGUAAGCAUGAGCAAUCAGAUGUGGCUCCACUUACAGUCUGAUGACAUUGGAUCGCUUGGAUUUAAGGCUGUCUAUCAAGAGAUCGGAAAGGGGAGCUGCGGUGACCCCGGUGUUCCAGCUUAUGGCAAAAGAAGUGGGAACAGCUUUCUGCAUGGAGACACGUUGACGUUUGAAUGUCAGUCAGCCUUUGAACUGGUGGGAGAGCGGACAAUUACCUGCCAACAAAACAAUCAGUGGUCUGGCAACAAACCCAGCUGUGUGUUCUCCUGCUUCUUCAACUUUACCGUACCGUCUGGUGUCGUGUUGUCGCCAAACUACCCGGAGGAGUACAGCAACAACAUGAACUGCGUGUGGCUGAUCAUUGCGGAACCAGCCAGCAGGAUCCACCUGAUUUUUAACGAUUUUGACGUUGAGCCCCAGUUCGAUUACCUCACGAUAAAGGAUGACGGGACUGCAGACUCCACCGUCCUUGGGACCUUCUCGGGCAACGACGUCCCGUCCCAACUGGCCAGCAAUGGGCACAUCACCCGCCUGGAGUUCCAGUCUGAUCAUUCCACCACUGGCCGAGGCUUCAACAUCACCUACACAACUUUUGGACAGAAUGAAUGUCACGAUCCCGGUAUUCCAGUCAAUGGAAGACGCUUUGGUGAUAUCUUCCUAUUGGGAAGUUCUGUGUCUUUCCACUGUGAUGAAGGCUUCAUCAAAACUCAAGGAUCUGAGACGAUAACCUGUAUUAUGCAGGAGGGGAAUGUUAUCUGGAACUCUGCAGUGCCGCGAUGUGAAGCGCCUUGUGGUGGCCAUUUGACAGCACCCAGUGGUAUAAUACUAUCCCCAGGAUGGCCCGGAUAUUACAAGGACUCACUGAACUGUGAAUGGGUGAUUGAAGCAGAACAAAGGCAUUCCAUCAAAAUAACAUUUGACAGGUUUCAGACUGAAGUUAAUUACGACACAUUAGAAAUCCGGGAUGGGCCUGUUAAUUCAUCACCCUUAAUUGGAGAAUAUCACGGGACGCAAGCCCCUCAGUUUCUCAUCAGUACUGGCAACUUCAUGUACCUUCUGCUGACGACUGACAACAGCCGUUCCAGUGUUGGUUUCCAGAUCCGCUACGAAAGCGUCACCUUGGAAUUAGAUUCUUGCUUAGACCCGGGAAUCCCUGUAAAUGGGCGCCGACACGGAAAUAACUUCUCCAUUGGAUCGACUGUGACCUUCAGCUGUUUCCCAGGUUACACUUUAAGUGAUGACAAACCCCUCAUUUGCGAAGAUAACCGCCAAUGGAACCACGCCUUGCCGAGCUGUGAAGCUUUUUGUGGUGGCUACAUCCAUGGUACAAGUGGGACCAUUCUGUCACCUGGAUUUCCUGAUUUCUAUCCUAAUUCCUUAAAUUGUACCUGGAUAAUUGAAGUGUCACAUGGAAAAGGUGUGCAGUUGGUGUUUCAUACAUUUCACCUGGAGAGCUCGCAUGACUAUCUAAUCAUCACGGAAGAUGAGAGCUUCACCGAACCUGUAACAAGACUCACCGGCUCUGCUUUGCCUCCAACUAUUAAUGCGGGUCUCUUUGGAAAUUACACUGCGCAAUUGCGCUUCAUCUCUGAUUUCUCUGUGUCUUAUGAAGGGUUCAACAUCACGUUCUCAGAGUAUGAACUGGAGCCCUGUGAUGAUCCUGGUGUUCCUGCUUUCAGUCGGAGAAUUGGGUUUCAGUUUGAAGUUGGAGACUCGUUGACGUUUUCCUGUUUUCCGGGAUAUAGACUGGAAGGUGCUUCUCAGAUCACCUGUUACGGAGGAGGAAGGCGUGUGUGGAGUGCACCUCUUCCAAGGUGUGUGGCUGAAUGCGGAGCCUCUGUAACUGCUUUGGAAGGCACGUUGCUGUCACCAAAUUACCCAGCCAACUACGAGAACAAUCAUGAAUGCAUCUACCGAAUUGAGACACAGCCAGGGAAAGGAAUCAGCCUUCGUGCUAGGACAUUUAAUCUUCAAGAGGGUGAUCUUGUCAAGGUGUAUGAUGGAAAAGAUAACUCCUUUCGUUGUCUUGGGGUUUUUACCAAAUCCGAAUUGCUCGGAGUUACCUUAAACAGCACGUCAAACCAUAUGUGGUUAGAAUUUAACACAAAUGGAACAGGGACUGACCAGGGAUUCGAUCUCACGUACACCAGCUUUGAGCUGAUGAAAUGCGAGGAUCCAGGAAUUCCAAACUACGGCUACAAGUUGCGAGAUGGAGGGCACUUUGCGGAUACUGCGAUCUUGUACAGCUGUAACCCCGGGUAUACGUUGCAUGGGCGCAAUACCUUAAUCUGUCUCAGCGGAGAUCGCAGAGUCUGGGACAGCCCAUUGCCUUCAUGCAUAGCUGAGUGUGGAGGCCACCUUAAGAGUGCAACAGCUGGCAGGAUCCUGUCUCCUGGGUACCCAGCUCCGUAUGAUCACAACGUCCACUGCACUUGGAUUAUAGCAGCGGAUCCAGGGAAAACAGUCAGCCUUCAUUUUAUUGUCUUUGACACGGAGGCAUCGCACGACAUCCUGAGGGUGUGGGAUGGGCCAGUGGAGAGUGACAUCCUGCUCAAGGAGUGGAGUGGUUCCUCACUGCCCGAUGACAUCCACAGCACAUUUAAUUCCAUAACACUCCAGUUUGACAGUGACUUUUUCAUCAGCAAGACAGGAUUCUCCAUUCAAUUCUCAACUUCAACGGCAUCGACUUGCAAUGAUCCUGGAGUUCCUCAGAAUGGAACAAGGAGUGGAGACAGCAGAGAGCCUGGGGAUACUGUGAAUUUCCAGUGCGAUCCAGGUUAUCAGCUACAAGGAACUGCUAAAAUCAUGUGCGUGCAGCUGGACAACAGAUUUUUCUGGCAACCUGACCCGCCAACGUGCACAGCUGCCUGUGGAGGAAAUGUGACGGGUCCCGCAGGUGUCAUUUUAUCGCCCAACUACCCUCAGCCUUAUCCUCACGGGAAAGAAUGUGACUGGAGAAUUAAAGUCAAUCCAGACUACGUCAUAGCACUCAUCUUUAAAAGUUUCCAUAUGGAGCCCAGCUAUGAUUUCCUUCAUAUCUAUGAAGGGGAGGAUUCCAACAGUCCCUUAAUUGGCAGCUUUCAAGGAUCACAGUCACCUGAGAGGAUAGAAAGUAGCGGCGACAGUCUUUUCCUGGCGUUUCGUAGUGAUGCUUCUGUCAGCAUGACUGGAUUUGCCAUCGAAUACAAAGAGAAACCACGGGAAGCUUGCUUUGACCCCGGGAACAUAAUGAACGGCACACGGAUUGGCCUGGAUUUCAAACUCGGCUCCACUGUGACGUAUCGUUGUGACGAUGGCUAUAAAUUGGCAAACUUGGCUACGAUCAUGUGCGUCAUUGGGAAUGAAGGGAAACCAGUCUGGAACAGGGCUCUUCCUUCUUGCAAAGCUCUGUGUGGAGGACAGCACACCGGGUCUCAAGGAGUGGUUCUUUCACCUAAUUAUCCUCGCAAUUACUCAAGCGAUCAGACCUGUUUGUACUCCAUUACCGUGCCGAAGGAAUUUGUGGUUUUUGGACAGUUUGCAUAUUUUCAGACAGCACUGAACGAUGUGGUGGAGCUGUUCGAUGGACACAGUCAGCAAGCCAGGCUUCUUGGUUCUCUUUCAGGGUCACACUCUGGAGAAACCUUGCCUCUGGCAACAUCAAACCAAAUUUUGCUCAGAUUCAGUGCGAAGAGUAGAGUGUCAUCAAAAGGCUUUCACUUUGUUUAUCAAGCUGUUCCCCGCACCAGUGCCACUCAGUGCAGCUCUGUCCCUGAGCCCAGAUAUGGACGGAGAAUAGGCUCAGAGUUUUCUGCAGGUUCCAUUAUCCGUUUCGAAUGCAACCCCGGAUAUCACCUCCAGGGCUCCAAGGCUAUUCGAUGUCAGGCUGUGCUUAAUGGGUUAGCGCAGUGGAAUGAUACAAUACCAAGCUGUGCAGUACCCUGUCAAGGGAAUCUGACAGAGCGCAGAGGCACCAUUCUCUCACCAGGCUAUCCAGAGCCGUAUGGUAACAGCUUGAACUGUGUGUGGAAGAUAACGGUAACCGAGGGAGCGGGUAUACAGAUUCAAGUGAUAAGCUUUGCCACAGAACACAACUGGGACUCCUUAGAAAUAUACGAUGGUGGUGACGCCACAGCACCGAGACUUGGGAGCUUCUCAGGUACCACCGUCCCUGCACUAUUGAAAAGCACCUCCAAUCAACUCUACCUGCACUUCCAUUCUGAUAUCAGUGUGGCAGCAGCUGGUUAUCACUUGGAAUACAAAACUGUCGGCCUUACAACAUGCCCUGAUCCGGUGGUUCCAAGCAAUGGUGUCAAGUUUGGUGACAGAUAUUUGGUCAAUGAUGUGGUGUCCUUCAGCUGUGAGGCUGGCUACACGCUGCAGGGACAAGCCCACGUUUCUUGCAUGCCUGGGACUAUACGACGUUGGAACUAUCCACCCCCAAUUUGCAUCGCUAAAUGUGGAGGGGUCCUGACUGAGCUAAAGGAUGUCAUUCUGAGCCCUGGAUUUCCUGGAAGUUACCCAAGCAACUUGGAUUGUUUGUGGAAGAUGUUAUUGCCCAUUGGAUAUGGUGCCGAGAUUCAGUUUCUGAAUUUUUCAACUGAAGCCAAUCACGAUUUCUUGGAGAUUCGAAAUGGACCAGGUUACACCAGCUCUUUAAUCGGACAGUUCAGUGGAGCAGAUCUCCCACCCGCUGUGCUCAGCACGACUCAUGACACGAUCAUCCGCUUCUACAGCGACCACUCAGAAAAUAAACAUGGGUUCAAGCUUGUCUACCAAGCGUAUGAACUUCAAAGCUGUCCUGAUCCUACACCAUUUCAAAAUGGCUUUGUCAUCAAUUCUGGUUAUAGUGUUGGACAGUCUAUAUCAUUUGAAUGUUACCCUGGGUACGUGCUGAUUGGACAACGUGUUCUCACAUGCCAUCAUGGAAUCAAGAGGGAUUGGAACCAUCCAUUCCCUCGAUGCGAAGCUCCUUGUGGCCUUAACAUUACAUCUCGGAACGGUACCAUCUACUCUCCCGGGUUCCCAAAUGAGUACCCCAACUCAAAGGACUGUACCUGGCUUAUCACCGUGCCUUCAGGACAUGGGAUUUACAUCAACUUCACUCUGCUGCAGACAGAACCAGUCAAUGACUACAUUGCAGUGUGGGAUGGACCUGACCAGACUGAUACACAGUUAGGAGUCUUCAGUGGCAACACGGCCCUGGAAUCAGCUUACAGCUCCACUAAUCAGGUCCUUAUCAAGUUUCACAGCGACUUCUCUGGAGGAGGGUUCUUUGUCCUCAAUUUUCACGCCUAUUGGCUCAAGAAGUGUCAACCUCCCCCAGUUGUUCCUUUGGCCACCGUAUUGUCUGAGGAUGAAGACUAUGAAAUAGGUGAUGUUGUGAAGUACCAGUGUCCGCCUGGAUUUACACUGGUUGGCAGUGAACUCAUGGCUUGCAGACUAUUAACGCAGCUACAGUUUGAGGGAACGCCUCCAUCCUGUGAAGCACAAUGCCCUGUGAACGAAAUUCGUCGAAGCUCAUCAGGAGUAAUAUUAAGUCCAGGAUACCCGGAAAAUUAUCCCAACUUCCAAACUUGCUCCUGGACAAUCAGAGUGGAACCUCGGUACACUAUUUCUCUCUAUGUGGAGAUGUUUCAGAGCGAGAAACAGUUCGAUGAGCUGAGUAUAUUUGAUGGACCCACGGGUCAAAGUCGCCUGUUGAUCGUUCUCAGUGGGAAUCACACGGGGAAAAUGAAUUUUACCAGCACGGGAAGACAAGUGCAUUUACGUUGGUCAACUGAUCAUGCAACGAGCAAAAGAGGGUUCAAGAUCCGAUAUUCAGCUUCCUACUGCAGCUUGGACAGUGUCCCACUCAACGGCGGAGUCCUGAACAAAACAACGGGCACCCCCAACAGCCUGGUGCAGUUUUACUGUAAGGCAGGAUACAGGUUGGUUGGCCAGAGUAACGCCACCUGUCGAAGGUUUCCGAAUGGCUCCUAUCGUUGGGAUGCUGCAGUUCCGUUCUGUCAAGCCAUCAAAUGUGGUAUCCCGAGAACCCCUGGAAAUGGUUCGGUGUUCGGCAGGGACUACAGCAUGGGCAGUAAGAUCAACUACCGGUGCAAUGAGGGCUUCACACUGGAAUCUGGUCAUCAAACUACAGCUGUUUGCAGGGAAGAUGGAAAAUGGAGUAAUAACUGGAAGACCCCACAAUGUAAACUUAUCUCAUGUGGUGAUCUGCCCUCCCCACCGAAUGGCAAUAAGAUUGGAACACUGCAGACUUACGGAGCCACUGCAAUCUUCACAUGUAACGCUGGGUACACACUGGCUGGUUCUCACGUUCGAGAGUGUCAAGCAAAUGGACUGUGGAGUGGACUAGAGACCAGAUGCCUGGCUGGGCACUGUGGCUCACCAGAUCCCAUUGUAAAUGGCCAUAUCAGUGGAGAUGGUUUCAGCUACCGUGACACAGUUGUCUAUCAGUGCAAUCCAGGUUUCCGACUUGUUGGCUCUUCUGUGAGAAUUUGUCAGCAGGACCAUAAGUGGUCAGGACAGCCGGCAGUCUGUGUUCCCAUUACGUGUGGUCAUCCAGGCAACCCGAUUCAUGGCAAAACCAAUGGCAGCCAGUUCAAUCUCAAUGAUGUUGUUAACUUUACCUGCAAUAAAGGAUAUUCGUUGAAAGGCGCAUUGAGAGCUCAGUGCCGAGCAAGUGGUCAGUGGAGCAGCCCAUUGCCAACCUGUCAAGUGAUGAACUGUACAGAUCCUGGACAUGUGGAGAAUGCUGUUCGCCUGGGGCAGGAAGAUCACCUGCAGAGCUUCAAGUUUGGAAGCAGUGUGAUAUACCAGUGUAAAUGGAGCUUCUACCUUCUCGGCUCAGCUGUGCUUACCUGCCAAGCAAAUGGCUUGUGGGAUCGAUCUCGACCAAACUGUUCACCGAUUUCAUGUAAACACCCCGGAGUUCCAGUAAAUGGCCAGCUUUUCGGAGACAAGUUUGCCUUUGGGUCUGUAGUUCGUUACUCCUGUGGUGGAUCUCGAACUGUGAUUGGAAAUGACACCCGCGUUUGUCAAGAGGACGGUCACUGGAGUGGCUCUCUCCCACAUUGCUCAGGUGAUAGUGUUGGUUUGUGUGGUGAUCCUGGCAUCCCAGUUCAUGGUUCAAGAUUAGGUGAUGAGUUCAAGAUAAGGAGUCUUCUACGCUUUAAUUGUGAAGCUGGUUAUACUCUAAGGGGAUCUUCAGAACGAUCCUGUAAACUGGAUGGGUCCUGGUCAGGAGUUCAACCAGUGUGUGAAGCUGUGUCAUGUGGGAAUCCCGGCACGCCAGAAAAUGCGAAAAUAGUUUACAGCGACGGAAUUCUGUUCUCCAGCUCCAUUACCUAUGCCUGCUGGGAAGGUUAUAAAACAUCUGGGCUCACAACGCGGCACUGCACCGCUAACGGAACCUGGACUGGAUCAGCUCCUGACUGCACAGUUAUCGACUGUGGUGACCCAGGUGCGUUAGCUAAUGGUGUUCAUCUGGGAAAUGAUUUCACCUAUAAUAAGACAGUAACAUAUCAGUGCAAUCCAGGGUUUUGGAUGGAUACAGCUACAUCUUCUACAUUGCGCUGCAUGAAGGAUGGUUCUUGGAAUCAGACCAAACCAGUCUGUAAAGUUAUCACUUGUACACAACCACCCCGUGUGCUUCACGGGAGUGUGCAGGGAUCAGAUUUCAGAUGGGGCUCCAGCAUCAGCUACACUUGUUCUGAAGGAUAUCAACUUUCCUUGUCGGCUGUUCUGACCUGUGAAGGAAAUGGUAUUUGGAGAGGGGAAGUCCCACAAUGCUUACCUGUUUUCUGUGGUGACCCAGGGACACCAGUCGAGGGGAGAAUUGAAGGAAGAAGUUUCACCUACAAGUCUGAAGUAUCUUUCCACUGUCGAGCUCCAUUGCUGCUGGUUGGGUCAUCCAGAAGAGUUUGCCAAGCUGAUGGAUUUUGGAGUGGGACUCAACCAUCCUGCAUUGAUCCGACACACACAAUCUGUUCGGAUCCAGGCACUCCUCAUUUUGGAAUGCAAAACAGCUCACAAGGCUAUGAGGUGGGAAGCACGAUAUUUUUCAAAUGUCGAAAGGGAUACCACAUCCAAGGCUCCACAACACGAUCCUGCCUUGCCAACUUAACUUGGAGUGGUGUACAUCCUGAAUGCAUCCCCCACAGCUGCAGACAACCAGAAACCCCUGCCAACGUGGACGUGAGAGCCAUCGAGCUGCCAACGUUGGGAUACACCUUGAUUUAUACCUGUCAGCCAGGACUGUACCUGGCGGGUGGAUCAGAGCACCGAGCAUGCAAGAGUGAUGGGAAAUGGUCAGGGAAGCCACCGGUCUGUCGAGGUGAGCCUGCCUCUCUGAUGCCUUGUUCAGAUGAGCCAAUCUCCCUUUUAGUUCCUCCAGAUGUAUUCGCUCGCAACUCUGUUUGGAAGGGCUCCUACGAAUACCUUGGCAAGAAACAGCCAGCGACGUUAACGGUUAAUUACUUUAACAGAUCCAGUGGUCGGGUGAAUGUUACAUUCAUUGAACACAGCAGCAUGGAACUAAAGCUAUCAGGAAUUUACAAAAGGGAAGAGACCCGACUUUACUUAAAGGUGUAUCAGAUUAAAGGACCUAUUGAGAUCUUUGUAAGCAAGUUCAGAAAUGAUAACUGGGCUUUGGAUGGUCAUGUAUCAGCCGACCCUGAAGGAACCUUUGUCUAUCAGGGAUUUGUUCAAGGCAAAGACUUUCGACAGUUUGGCUUUCAGAGACAAGGACCACCAGGGGGUUCACUGGACAAAGACAAGUCUAAUUAUUACUAUGGUACAAACAGCAGUUCUGUAGCAGCUGCCAUCUUGGUUCCGUUCUUUGCUCUCAUCCUGGCAGGAUUUGCCUUUUACCUCUACAAACACAGAACAAGACCAAAAGUACAAUAUAAUGGCUACGUUGGCCAUGAAAACACAAAUGGACAGGCUUCUUUUGAAAAUCCCAUGUAUGAUACUAACUUAAAGCCCACCGAGGCAAAGGCUGUGAGGUUUGACACAACACUGAACACUGUGUGUACAGUGGUAUAGCCAUCACUUUGACUGCUGACUAACUGAUAUUAGCCAUACCUCUACCUGGCGAGCAGCAAG